Messenger RNA from Athene cunicularia (burrowing owl), 2669 nucleotides. Its product is annotated as zinc finger protein 135-like. The transcript is spliced from 7 exons. NCBI's taxonomy places the organism in Eukaryota, Metazoa, Chordata, Aves, Strigiformes, Strigidae. The coding region runs from base 108 to 2669 and encodes 853 amino acids. The record is from RefSeq and is a predicted model, not a curated record.
GACAGAGGAGCAGAAGGAGGAGCAGUGCCAGCCCAGGGAAGAGCAGAGGGGGAUGCUGCAAGGGCCCCAAGAGGAGCCCCAGAGCCCCACGGUGGCCGUGGAGCACGAUGGCCAACAGCAGCCCCGUGAUACGCAAGGCAGCCAAAGACCAAGAAGACUCCGAAAACGCUCAUUCAAAGCGAUGGACGUCUGCUGAAGCUCCUCAAGAAGGUGCAACCCAACCACAGAGUAGCUCCAGAGGGCCGGAGUACAAAUGUGGGUGUUGUGGGAAGGUCUUCACCUGCAGGAGCAGCCUGAAUCGCCACCAACGGUCCCAGACGCAAGAUAAGUUGUUCAAGUGCCAGGAUUGUGGGAAGAGCUACAGGCAAAUUGGGCACCUCCACCGUCACCAGAUUACACACAUCGAAGCGAAACCCUUUCCCUGCACCACGUGUGGGAAACGCUUCUCCUAUAGAUCCAACCUCACUGUCCACCACCGCAUCCACACUGGAGAGAGACCCUACGCCUGCUCCGUCUGCGGGAAGAAAUUCCAGCGGCGUUCUCAAGUCCGAAAGCAUCAAACUGCCCUUCACAAUGGCGCUGGGACAGAGGAGAAGAAGGAGGAGCAGUGCCAGCCCAGGGAAGAGCAGAGGGGGAUGCUGCAAGGGCCCCAAGAGGAGCCCCAGAGCCCCACGGUGGCCGUGGAGCACGAUGGCCAACAGCAGCCCCGUGAUACGCAAGGGAGCCGCGGAACGAGGGGACCCAGAAAACGCUCUUCCAAAGGGACGUGUGGUGAAGACCCGACCCGACCACGUAGUAGAUCCAGAACGAAGGAGCACAAGUGUGAGCAGUGUGCGAAAGUCUUUCGCUGGAAGAGCAACCUGACCCGUCACCUAUGGACCCACAAAGGAGAGAAGCCCUACAAGUGCCAGGAUUGUGGGAAGAGCUUCAGGGAUAGCUGGUACCUCUUCAGUCACCAGAGGACACACACCAAGGAGAAGCCCUUUGUCUGCACCACGUGUGGGAAACGCUUUUCCUUUAGAUGUAACCUCAUUGUCCAUGAAAACAUCCACAGAAGGGAAAAACCGUACGCCUGCUCCCACUGCGGGAAGACAUUCAGGGAUGGAUAUCACCUCAGGAGGCAUCAGGAAUCCAUCCACAGUGGCACCGAGCACCCAGCUGGAGCCAGGACAAGCACCCCCGGUGCUGGAGGAGGAGUUGGAGAGCAAGGAGGAGCAGACAGCGCCGGGACAAGGGGAUGGCGGGAAGAACACCCACCCAGCCACCAGCAAGCCGGUGGCCCGCGCCACGCGGGGGACCUCGGCCAGAGAUUGAGAUGCACAACCCCCCUUCCCUGCAAGGGUUUCCCUGAGGGAUGGAGAAUCCGCACCCCGGCGCACCCAGGGGACCUGCUGCCGCCUCUCGGGGUGCUCAGCACCCCCUGCCCGGGGCUCAGCACCCACCCGGCUGCACCCUGUUGUGCUGGCGCUGGGACAGAGGAGCAGAAGGAGGAGCAGUGCCAGCCCAGGGAAGAGCAGAGGGGGAUGCUGCAAGGGCCCCAAGAGGAGCCCCAGAGCCCCACGGUGGCCGUGGAGCACGAUGGCCAACAGCAGCCCCGUGAUACGCAAGGGAGCCGCGGAACGGGGGAACCCCGAAAAUGCUCUUUCAAAGGGACGUACGGUGAAGACCCACAAGAACACAGAACCCAACCACAGAGUAACUCCAGAAAGAAGGACUACAAGUGUGAUGACUGUGGGAAGGUCUUCACCUCGAGUAAAACUCUGCGCCGUCACCAAAUGAUCCACACGGGAGAGAAGCCUUUCAAGUGUCAGGAUUGCGGGAAGAGCUUCAUUCAGAGCUGGCACCUCCGGAGGCACCAGAGGACACACACCAAGGAGAAGCCGUAUCUCUGCACCAGCAGCAGGAAUGGCAUCUUCAAGUCAAAACUCAUUCUUCACCAAAGCAUCCACACAGGAAAGAGACCGUACACCUGCGCCCACUGCGGGAAGACAUUCAGGGAUGGAUAUCACCUCAGGAGGCAUCAGCAAUCCAUCCACAGUGGCGCUGGGACAGAGGAGCAGAAGGAGGAGCAGUGCCAGCCCAGGGAAGAGCAGAGGGGGAUGCUGCAAGGGCCCCAAGAGGAGCCCCAGAGCCCCACGGUGGCCGUGGAGCACGAUGGCCAACAGCAGCUGGGUGAUACUGAAAGGAGCCACAAACCAAGGAGACCCCAAAAAUGCUCUUUCAAAGGGACGUACACUGAAGACCCUCAGGAAGCCUCAAUUCAAGCUCCGAGUACCCUCAGAGAGGAGAAGUUCAAGUGUGAGCACUGUGGGAAGUUGUUCAGCUCCAAGUACAACCUGAUCUGUCACCUACGGACCCACACGGGAGAGAAGCCCUACAAGUGCUGGGAUUGUGGGAGGGGCUUUGCAACAAGACAAAACCUCCAGAGACACCAGAGGACACACACGAAGGAGAAGCCUUAUCUCUGCACCACGUAUGGGAAACGCUUCUCCUUUAGGUCCAACCUUUUGGUCCACCGACGCACCCACAUGGGAAAGGGUCCCUAUAGCUGCUCCCACUGCGGAAGGACAUUCAGGGUUGGUUAUAACCUCCGGAAACAUCAGGAAUCCUUCCACAGUGGUGAGUCCUUGGAGAGGCUUAACCCUGUAUCCCAUCGAGCUCAUCCAUAA